ACAGGUUUGCUGGUUACAGAAGCCAACGACGGAAGCAUGGAUGCGUCCGAGCGCGCGCGUGCGGAAUCGUGAUAGACGACGAUAAAUGACGUGAAAUCGCGUUCUUUGAGCGCGUACGAGUGCGACUGAAAUGACCUUUAACCACUUUGACGUCCGAGCGCGUGCGUCCGAGAUGAUGUUCGAAAACGACGAAGGACGUGGUCUCGCGGAGCGCGUGAAGCGCGUGGUUUUCUAACCGCGUUCUAUCGGACACCCAGUGCGGCCAUGGCUGAGACAGUGACGACGACGGCAGUUAGGAUUAAGCGUAAAGCGGACGAGAAUCCUUCGGAUGCGAUUGUGCUCGCAACGAAAAGAGCAAGAACCAGCAGUGAGGACGAGUCGGGCGAGAAUUUCACAUUUCAGUACGCCGGCACCGUCGAUACCCUUGCUGAUGUCGAGGCAGCAAUUCAACAAGUAAAGGAAGCCAAGCGUCAGAGGACCAAUCCUAAGAUUCAUUCGGUAGACAUCCAGGCAAAACUGAGAGAUGAACAUCGUUCAUCCAGCAAAGAGAAUCGUCUACAGUUGCUGCUGAAACACCGUUCCAUUCUGAAAGAAGUCUGCUCGAAAGAAAUCACUGAUGAAGACUUGGAGGCUCCACGUGGGUCAGCACACAGCUUGUUCCAACUUUACGACGUGUUCGCUGAAGACAAGGAGAAAGACGAUGACACAAAAGAAAAUGUAAGUUCAUAUGGUUGCAUUGCCUCUAGUGUGCCGUGGACAUAGAUAGCUUAAAGGGAC
Molecule: messenger RNA, 777 nt
Organism: Dermacentor silvarum
Lineage: Eukaryota; Metazoa; Arthropoda; Arachnida; Ixodida; Ixodidae
Product: probable RNA polymerase II nuclear localization protein SLC7A6OS
Exons: 3
Coding region: 265-762 (165 amino acids)
Biological process (GO): developmental process
Source: RefSeq, a predicted model, not a curated record